This is a messenger RNA of Eutrema salsugineum, 879 nucleotides long. RefSeq names its product V-type proton ATPase subunit c2. The transcript is spliced from 3 exons. Gene Ontology annotation, biological process: proton transmembrane transport. The record is from RefSeq and is a predicted model, not a curated record. Bases 155 to 652 code for a protein of 165 amino acids. Gene Ontology annotation, cellular component: proton-transporting V-type ATPase, V0 domain. Gene Ontology annotation, molecular function: proton-transporting ATPase activity, rotational mechanism. NCBI's taxonomy places the organism in Eukaryota, Viridiplantae, Streptophyta, Magnoliopsida, Brassicales, Brassicaceae.
AUUAUUAGACGCCGACUCACGGCCGGCAAUUACUAAUCAAUCAAAUCAUUGUUGACACAAAAUUGUUUUCCUUCUCUCUUUCUCUCGAAAAUCUCAACUGUUUUCGCCUCUUUGCGAUCAGAUCUCAUCGGAGACGCACAAUCCACGACGAGCCAUGGCUUCAGGUUUCAGCGGCGAUGAAACUGCUCCUUUCUUCGGGUUCCUUGGCGCUGCCGCCGCUCUCGUUUUCUCCUGUAUGGGAGCAGCGUACGGGACAGCGAAGAGCGGGGUUGGUGUGGCGUCGAUGGGUGUGAUGAGACCAGAGCUUGUGAUGAAAUCGAUUGUUCCGGUGGUCAUGGCUGGUGUUUUAGGUAUUUAUGGUCUGAUCAUUGCUGUUAUCAUCAGUACUGGAAUCAACCCAAAGGCCAAGUCUUACUAUCUCUUCGAUGGCUAUGCUCAUCUCUCUUCUGGUCUGGCUUGUGGUCUCGCCGGUCUCUCCGCCGGUAUGGCUAUUGGAAUCGUCGGCGAUGCCGGUGUUAGAGCGAAUGCGCAACAACCAAAGCUGUUUGUGGGAAUGAUUCUGAUUCUCAUCUUCGCUGAAGCUCUUGCGCUUUACGGACUUAUUGUUGGUAUCAUCCUCUCUUCUCGAGCUGGCCAGUCUAGAGCCGAGUGAAAUCAUUCAAGUCUUUUCUCAUAUGGGCGCACGUCCUUGUAAUGUUUUUGAUAUAUUUUCAGUUUUUUCUUUUGUGGUAUUGUGAGUUUUCGAUUUUCUCAUGAAAACAAUGAACAUGGGUGAAAAUCAUUCGACUCUGGUUCUAAACCAUAUAUAUUUUUUUUCUGUUUAUUUGCACACUUAUGGAACACAUCAGUAAAGCAAUAAAAUGUAUGAUGAUCCAAUGA